Molecule: messenger RNA, 1662 nt
Organism: Haliotis rubra (blacklip abalone)
Lineage: Eukaryota; Metazoa; Mollusca; Gastropoda; Lepetellida; Haliotidae
Product: autocrine proliferation repressor protein A-like
Exons: 14
Coding region: 129-1598 (489 amino acids)
Source: RefSeq, a predicted model, not a curated record
AGUUGUUCUGAUGCUCUGAUUGACAUGUCUUAACCGUAUCUACGACACAGCCUCCCGAAGGUAUAAGUCGGUCUAAGAACCCGAUCUCUUACAUGGAAUACUGACUUGUACAAACCAUCGAGACAAGAAUGUUGUUGAAAGUGAUAUGUCUGGUGGCAGCGAUAGGGGUGAUCGUCCCCACCCUAAGGGCGACCCCCCUUGACGACUACGUCAACAAGGCUGACCCUCACUACAACUACACGGUGUUGGAGUGGACGUACCGGGGCCCGGAGUUCACACUUUACCUCAUCAACAUGACGUCACAGCAAUGGCUGACGGAGGCUGAGGUGGAGCACCCUAUCUGGUGGCACUACAUGAUCGUGGCGGUGCCAGAUAAUCUGACCCGACCUGACGCUGGCUGUCUGUAUAUCUCGUACGGCAGCAACGGUUACGGCAGUUUCACUCCCGACGUGGGGGACGAGUUUAUCAGCUUCAUUACCCUGAUGGCGGUCAGUACGGGAACCAUAUGCGCCAAUCUCAGACAAGUCCCUAACCAGCCGGUUAUAUUCAAGAACGACCCUAGCCGGAUGAGUCGCUCCGAGGACGCCGUGAUAGCGUGGACGUGGAAGGUGUUUGUGGAGGACCACCCCGACAGACCCGAGUGGCUGCUUCGGUUGCCAAUGACGAAGUCAGCUGUGCGGGCUAUGGACACAAUGACGGACUUCGGUAAAAAGGUCAACCCCCAGUCUAACAUUCACAGGUUUAUGGUGUGCGGGGAAUCCAAGCGAGGCUGGACGACGUGGACAACGGCAGCGGUAGACAGCAGAGUAGUCGCCAUAGCUCCCAUCGUCAUGGAUUUACUCAAUGUACAAAAGAAUCUUCACCAUCACUACCGGUCACUAGGAGGGUGGACGUUUGCAUUCAGCGACUACUACAGCCUCAACUUCACCAGUCAGCUUGACAACCCCAACACUAAACGCAUGGGCGACAUCGUCGACCCUUAUUCAUACAUAGACCGACUGACAAUGCCCAAGUACAUCGUUACCACGGGAGGAGACGAAUUCUUCCUUCCUGACGAUGCUAAGUUCUACCUCAACGAUCUGAAGGGAGAGACAUACCUCAGGAGAAUUCCCAACGCCGAACAUAGUCUAACGUUCCACCGUAUCUCGCUCUUCCUCGGCAUACAGAGCUUUUUCCUCAGCGUGCUCGAGGGUACACCACGGCCUAAGUUACGCUGGGAGAAAAACUAUACCGCCGAUGGAGGAAUCCUGACUUUUCACACCAAUGUAAAGCCCUUAACUAUUGGUGUGCAGCAUACGCGCACGAUCGGAGCUCACAGACGCGACUUCCGGUUGGCUACCGCGGACCCAAAUAACCCGGAUGGAUUCCUCCCUCAGCUUGUCGUGUGGAUCAAGGAUGAUGUGGAAUUCAUGGGUGAGUGGGUGUAUCGGGCUACAUUCAAGAAUCCCCCUGAAGGUUGGCUGGCCUUUUAUAUGGAAGCCACAUUCCCAGGGCCGGGUGUGACAAACUUUGAGUUCUGUUCCGAGACGAUGAUCAUCCCUAAUACCUACCCCUUCCCAGAAUGCCACGGGGCGGACUGUUUGGGGUCACUGGUCUAACUGUGCAUUUCCUCAACAGCAUUGAUUCACAUAAGAAGAAAAUAAAACAUAUUUUAUAACAGCG